Molecule: messenger RNA, 3780 nt
Organism: Coffea arabica (coffee)
Lineage: Eukaryota; Viridiplantae; Streptophyta; Magnoliopsida; Gentianales; Rubiaceae
Product: putative late blight resistance protein homolog R1A-3
Biological process (GO): defense response to other organism
Molecular function (GO): ADP binding
Source: RefSeq, a predicted model, not a curated record
AUGGAGAUAUCCUACAGUAGUAGCACUAGUUGCUUCGAGUUCGCUCUACAAUCUCUUCGCUGGUUGGAUAAUACCAUCCUAGAGUACGAUGAUCUUAUCCGGAAGCUGAAGAUGGGGGUGAGACUAUUACAAAGCUUUGAUCUGUAUCUGACAAUGUGUAGGAGGAGGAGGAACCAUGAAACCUGUUUGGAACAAGAUGAGAAGGAGAAGGAUGUUACGUCUUCCAGAAUUCAAGAUCUGAUUACCAGGAGAAUGCAAGAUCUUGAAUUUGCUCAAAGCGAACACUUCAUUCAUCCUCAAUCGCCUGAUUUGACUCGUAUUAAAAGUGAGCUCACCAUAUUCCUGGAAGCAAUCAAGUUGUUUUUCGAAACAGAUAUCAACGAAUCGUUUAUCAACUAUCUGCGAGACUGUUACUGGCUGCGAGAUCCAGAGCUAGUUAUGGAUUUCAUCGAUUCGGUUUCCGAGAAUCUGGCGAAAAUUGGCGUAUCCCAUUCCAAGAAGCUAAUGUUCUUGAAGAGUUUCAUUCACUUUGCUAUGCUUCGCGGUGUCGAGGGUCAGCAAUUGAUAGAUCUCUUGAUUCACGCUGAAGUGGUGGCUAUCAAUGCAUUACGUCUGUUUUCUAUAUGGUGGUUUAACAAGGCCAUAGAUAAUAAUGAAGUAUGCAAGGAAAUGAGACUUCAAAUUUCUCGACUAAUAGAUGAGAGGAUUAAUCCCGGUGAUCCCCAGGUCCGAGAAACUUACAUCCAUGUCUUGACUGCUGCAAAGUUAUCAAGAUCAUCAGACAUUUCAGAUCUGGAGAAGAAUAAGCAUUUAGUAGCUGACUUUAUGGAUCAUCUCGUUCCCAAUAUUAUGGAGCUGCUGAAAUCUUGUACCAAUACUCCAGUCCCGAUUAUGAAUCAAAUGCUCAAAUUUGUUGAGGGGCUAAGAUUCCUUACAAUCCUUCUCAGGCAUCAGGAGAAGUUCAAAGAGCUAUGCCAUGAAAUGAAGAAUCUUAUUGGAGUUGUGGCCUGUGAUGCAGCGGUUGUAAUUUUCUCUCUUUCUGUGAAUCAAAUCAAAGAAGGCUUGGCCAAGGAAACCGAUCUUGCUCUUUUUCAUUUGCUUAAAGUGCUCAAGUUUAUUAGGGCAGAAGUUACUGAUCCAGUUACAUUACUAUUCUCGCCAUUUGGUUUUCCUAGGACCAAUGAGUUGGGCUCUAUGGAUUUUCUCCUUGAAAAUCUGAAGGAACUAGAAAAUUGUAGUGAGACUGAUUAUUCAAUUGCAUUCCCGAAAGAUCAAAUCCACACAGUCCUAGAAGAUCUCAUAGUCUUAAGAUCUUUCCUUGUCAAGAUAGCAGACCAGCGCAACCGGAAUGGAAAACUCCAAGCUCUUUGGAGUCGUGUUAUGGAGGUUGCGCACAGGGCAGAGUUUGUCAUUGACUCUAUCGUGGUUGGUGAUAAACAUGAAUAUUUGGAAAGAGUUGCUAGAGAUAUCCAGCUUUUGAGGACUGAGGCCCUUGAAACCUAUGAUAGCACGAUGCAUGACUGUGGAGCUCAGAGAACUACCCAGAAAUCUUUCCGCAUUGAGUCAAAAUGUCGCACCCCAAUGUUGAAUGAAGUUCUGGUGGGUCUUGAUGAUGAGGUAAAGGCAAUUAUUCAUGGUCUUACCAGGGGUUCAAAGCUGUUGGAUUUUGUUUCAAUUGUGGGUAUGGCUGGACUUGGUAAGACAACAUUGGCCAAUAGAGUUUGCAAUGAUGCAUUAAUUUUGAGCCACUUUCAUAUCCUUGCUCGGUGUACUGUUUCUCAAGUGUAUAGCAUGCACAGUUUGUUAGUUCAGCUUUUAUGUAGUAUUUCUUCUAGAAGUCCUGGGGAAUAUCUUGAGAUGGAUGAAAGUGAUUUGGUUCACAAGCUGUACAAACUUUUAAAGAGAAAUACGUAUCUCAUUUUUUUGGAUGAUGUCUGGGAGAUUAAGGCAUGGAAUUUGCUGGAGAGAGCAUUGCCCGAUGAUGCUAACGGAAGUCGGAUUCUCUUCACCAGCAGAAUUCAAUUGCAAUUCAAACCUGAUACCAAGGCUCACCAUCUCCGCCACCUUACUGAUGAAGAGAGUUGGACGUUGCUGCAGAAAAAGCUAAUUGGCAAAGAUGGUUUUCCUCCGACAUUAGGUGAAGCUGGAUCUCAAAUAGCAAAAUUAUGUAGGGGCUUACCUCUCACAGUUGUUCUUGUUGCUGGAAUUCUUGAUAAUACUGCAGAAGACUAUUGGGAAGAAGUUGCGAAGAGUCUAACUUCCAGUAUUGUCCUUGAUGACGAAUACUGCAUGAAGACGCUUGAGCUGAGUUACAGUCAUUUAUCGGAUGAUUUGAAGCCAUGCCUUCUUUACUUUGGUGCAUAUAAAGAAGAUGAAAAUGUUCCUGUCCGAUGGUUGUUAUGGCUCUGGAUCUCUGAAGGCUUCGUGCGAAAGAUUGAAGGAAAGAGUUUAGAGGAUGCGGCAGAUGACUAUUUGAAGGAUCUGGUUGAUAGAAGUUUAGUUAUGGUUUCUGAACAAAGAACCAUGGGUGGUGCCAAAACCUGCCAACUUCAUGAUUUGGUACAUGAGUUUUGUGUGAAAAAAGCCAAAGAAGAAAACUUUCUACAUGUUUUGCAUGGUCGGAAUGAUCGUUUUAUUCUUACUGGCCCAAGCAACCCCCUCCGAGUUUGUGAUCAAAAUGCCGGGAAUUUGAUGAUUCGGGAGUUAAUGCUAGAAUUUCCCAAUGUACGCAGUUUGUUAUUGUUUAAUAAGGAUGAUUUGGGGUUUUGGUUACCAGAACUUCUAAGAGUGUUGGAUUUGGGGGAAUUGGAGUUUGUUGCAUAUUUUCCUAUGGAAGUACUUUUGCUUGCUCACUUGAGAUACUUGGCUCUUCGUGUUAGCGAAGUAAAUUUCAUCCCAGCUGCAAUAGCUAACCUCUCAAGGUUACAAACUUUUCUGCUACGAGGAAACACCUCUGAUUGUUUGUUACCCAAGACUAUCUGGAACAUUAAGACAUUGAGGCAUCUAUGGACUACAAAUCCCGUAGUUGGUUUUAUUUUUCCUGUUGAAAAUCUUGAAGUAUCCUCAGGUUUAAAUCGUUUAGACAGUUUAAGCCUUGCCAUUGGCCCCUCCUCUCAAAGCUUGCAAAAGAUACUGACAAAGUUACCAAACAUCCGCAGGCUAAGAUGUACGGUGGCGGCAUCAAGACAAAAACAUACUGGCGCCGAGAUUCCCUUGUUUGACUGUUUGAGGCAACUAGAAUCACUGGCUCUGCAUUUAUUUGACGUUAACAUAUUUAACAGUUACGGAUUUAAAUUGCCUUUGAAUUUGAAGAAGUUGACUCUCACUUAUGAGCAUCUAUGGAGUGAAAUCUCAACAAUUGGAAAGUUGCCCAAUCUUGAAGUGCUUAAAUUACUCUCUUGUUAUUACAGCUCCCCUGGGGAAGAAUGGGAAAUGAAAGAAGAGGAGUUCCCUAAGCUCCGAGUCUUGAAAUUGAGAGGCUUUUUGAAUUUUCGCAAGUGGACUGCAUCUUCUGAUAAUUUUCCCCGUCUUGAGAAAUUGGUUGUCCAGUGGUGUCCGAAGUUGGAAGAGGUGCCUUCUUGUUUAGGGGAAUGUCCUACUCUUGAAAUGAUUGAGGUGAAACGAUGUCGCGAGUCUGUUGCAAGUUCAGUGAAGCAAAUUCAACAAGAACAGAGAGAUAUGGGAAAUGAGGCUCUAAAGAUCAUAAUUGAAGAUUGUGUUGAUGCGCGGAGUUCCAGCCAAGAAGAAGAAGGAGAGUCAUAUCCCUCACAGGAAGUCUAA